Molecule: messenger RNA, 3165 nt
Organism: Odocoileus virginianus texanus
Lineage: Eukaryota; Metazoa; Chordata; Mammalia; Artiodactyla; Cervidae
Source: RefSeq, a predicted model, not a curated record
UCUUUAGAAUUCCGUCUCAGCCCACAUCAUUGCUCUGCAACUCAGAACAGCAACUUCUGAGACCACCUUGAGAACAGGAUGAUCCUGAACAGAGCCCUGAUUCUGGGGGCCCUCGCCCUGACCACCAUGAUGAGUCCCUCUGGGAGUGAAGACAUCGUAGCUGACCACAUUGGCGCCUAUGGCAUAAACGUCUACCACUCAUAUGGUCCCUCUGGCUACUAUACCCAUGAAUUUGAUGGAGAUGAAGAGUUCUACGUGGACCUGGAAAAGAAGGAAACUGUCUGGCGUCUGCCUGUGUUCAGUAAAUUUGAAGGUUUUGACCCUCAGGGUGCACUGAGAAACAUAGCUCUGAUGAAAAAUGUUUUGAAGAUCUUGAUUCAAAGGUCCAACUCUACUGCUGCUACCAACAAGGUUCCUGAGGUGACUGUGUUUUCCAAGUCUCCCAUGAUGCUGGGUCAGCCCAACACCCUCAUCUGUCAUGUGGACAACAUCUUUCCUCCUGUGAUCAACAUUACAUGGCUGAAGAACAGGCACUUGGUCACAGAGGGUGUUUCUGAGACCAGCUUCCUCUCCAAGGACGAUCAUUCCUUCUCCAAGAUCAGUUACCUCACCUUCCUCCCUUCUGAUGAUGAUGUUUAUGACUGCAAAGUAGAACACUGGGGCCUGGAUAAGCCACUGCUAAAACACUGGGAACCUGAGAUUCCAGCCUCUAUGUCAGAACUAACAGAGACUGUGGUCUGUGCCCUGGGGUUGACUGUGGGCCUCGUGGGCAUCGUGGUGGGCACCGUCCUCAUCUUCCGAGGUCUGCGCUCAGGUGGCCCCUCUAGACACCAGGGGCCAUUGUGAGUCACACUCCAGAAAGAAGGUGCACUGUCCAUCUUUGAGAACAGAAAAAAUGGACUUGCUAGAUGACCUAGAACUAUUUUCUGGCCAGUCCAUCAUGUACCUUCUCUCCUCCUACCCUCCUCCUCAUACUUCUUCUCUGGGACUUAAGGUGCUGUAUCAUCUCUGAGCUCACAUACAUUUGGGAUUCUCCCCUGACCUUCCAGUUUUUUCUUUUCUCAAUUGUUAAUGAUUAUGGGAUCCCUGAGAUAUCCCACCCAGCUACCUAAUCCACCAAUGACCUUAAGCUAAUAUAUCCAUGGAAGAAAUAAAUGCCUUUAUGAGGUCUUUACUGAUUUUUUCCCAUCUUUCAUCUCAGGGCUGAUUAGAACCAUGGCCUCUUCUACUUCAGGCCCUUUGAACCUCAUUUCCCAGAUUAUAUUUCAUGCCCAGUAACACAGGAGCAGCUUGUAGAGACUGAUAAUAUUUUGGUAUCUUAGCUGGAGUUAAUAUUUCUGUCUUCCUUUUUUUUCCAUCCUUAGCCACUGCCACACACCCGCAAAUUCAGACAUCAGUGAAGCUUAUAUAUAUUCUCUGCCUUUGGUGCAGAUUUGUUAAAACAAAAAUACAAAAGCCAAGACAUAAAGUGAUACUUAUUUUAAUAUCACUUUUUAAAUUUUGACAGAAAAAUAAGUUGGGGAAAAGGAAUUUUGAAUCUCUAAAGUACCAGGAACUUAGUUUUAGUACCAAGAAAUUAGUUUUCAGAACUUUUAAUUCUUAAAGAAUUAGUGGUGAUAAGAAAAACUUUCUUCUCCCCCUCUCACACUUGAAGAGAUAAGAAUUAUCUAGGUGGGAAAAGAAAUAUGUUUGUUAGGAAAACAUUAGAAUAAGACAAUAAAACAGGUAUCUGAGAAGGACCAAAUACUUUGUCUUUAUUUAGAGUUAGAAACAAUGGGAAAAUGGAUGGAUGUAGAAACCACAGACAUAUUUAAGAACACAGCUAUAGUUUGCUUCAUGUCUUACUUGAAUCCCUGCCAGAAAACCAUGUAGACUUUUCCUGACAUGGAAUGUGUGGAACAAUAGAGUGAAUAUGGCUCCAGGUUGCUCCUAAGCAGAUGAGCUUAAGUCAGGCUCACUGAAUCUCUGUGCAUCCCUGUUUGCCCUCGAGAUAAUCCACCAGUAUCCUCAGCUCCUGCCCCUCACCCCUCCUGGCAAAGGAAACCAUAAGCUUACAAGAGAGAAAUCUCUGGAGGAACAGCAUAGAUGAGAUAAUGUGGCUGCAGCUAUGGGUGCCAUAUCCUCCUCUAGACUCACUGUCUCCUAGUGGAAGUCCCUGUAGUGGGGAUGGAUCAACAGAUGAGAUUCUCUGGCUCUCCUCAGUGUGUUGAAGGCCUCACUUGGGAAUGUGUGUGACUUGACUUGGAGUCAUUUUGCCCUUCAAAAUUACAGGUUCAUUGCCUCAGUCUUUCCACUCUGCAAUUACUAAGUCCAUACAUUGCAUUGCAGAUUAUUUUAUGGAGCAACUAUGAAAUGUAUGAAACUGUCCUUGGCCAGGCCAACUGCAUCAGUGAGCUUAAAAUAUGAUUGGAACACAAAUCCAUUCCCUGAGAGAAUGUGUCUUCAUUCUUUCCCUACAAAUAAGUGCAUCAUAUCAUUUUUCUCGAUUCCAUAUGUAUGUGUUAAUGUACUAUAUUUGUUUUUCUCUUCCUGACUUACCUUGCAAAGAUUUUUUUUUAAAUAUAUUUAUAUAAAAAAUAGAAAAAAUGUGUCUGGGAAAAAAGACACAAUAUGAACACAGCAACUGAUAGAGUAGAUUUUGGUGCAAAGAAACCUAAAUCCAAAUACAGGACUCAGCACUUUAUAGCUAGGAUUUUAAAUUAUAACAUUAGACAAAGUAUCUAGCAUUUCUGAAUCUUAUUUUCCAAUUCAUAAAGUUAGAGUGGCAAUACUUUCUUUGCAGAGUUAUUGACAGAAUUUGAAUAAUCUCUCGUUAUAUAGAAAGUACUUUAUACAUAGUAUAGAAAUACAUAAGAAAACAUUGCUAGUUAUAUCCAUAUUUUAUUUAAAUGAAUAGGUUAUAUGAAAAUUGUUUUUCUGAGUCCUUUAAUGAUUUAGGAGGUUCAAACUUGGAGCUAUAGAUUAAUUUCUUUUCAUAUGUUGUUGGAGAAUUUUUUUUCCUCUCCAAAAUGAGCGGAGGUGGGACUGGGUUAGGCUUAGAGAAUAGACAUGGUAUAGGGCUUAGUGACACAUCACUGACAAAGGGGUUGCUGAGAGAACUCAGGGCAAGUUGUAAUAUUUGAUUUUGUGUUUUUACUCUCUAAUAAAAGAUAUGUCUCCUCCUUA